Molecule: messenger RNA, 1343 nt
Organism: Plectropomus leopardus (leopard coralgrouper)
Lineage: Eukaryota; Metazoa; Chordata; Actinopteri; Perciformes; Serranidae
Gene: glrx3
Product: glutaredoxin 3
Biological process (GO): intracellular iron ion homeostasis
Cellular component (GO): cytosol; nucleus
Source: RefSeq, a predicted model, not a curated record
UUCUGUCGACACCGGAACACAGAGGAAACAAACAUGGCGAAUCUCGUGGAUGCGACAACCCAGCAGCAGUUUGAAGAUUUCCUGGCCAAAGCGGGAAAAUGCCUGACUGUGGUACAUUUCAAGGCGACGUGGUCUGCUCAGUGCGACGCAAUGAACGACGCGAUGGCCGAGCUGGCCAAGGAACACGCGCACACCACGUUUGUCAGACUGGAGGCAGAAGCGAUUCCGGAGGUGUCGGAGAAGUAUGAAAUCAGCGCCGUCCCCACUUUCGUUUUCUUCAAGGGAGGGGAGAAGGUCGACCGCCUGGACGGAGCCAAUGCCCCGGAGCUGAGCAGGAAGGUGCAGCGCCUGGCAGUCAGCGGGAGUCCGGGUGGAUCUGCGGAAAGCGGCGCCGCAGACCUGAACCAGCGGCUGAAGAAGCUCAUAAACGCGGCGCCCUGCAUGCUCUUCAUGAAGGGGUCCCCGCAGGAGCCUCGCUGCGGCUUCAGCCGGCAGAUACUGGGUAUACUGGCGGAGCACAAAAUCCAGUUCAGCAGCUUCGACAUCCUUUCUGACGAGGAGGUCCGACAGGGGCUGAAGACCUACUCCAACUGGCCCACCUACCCUCAGCUGUAUGCCAACGGGGAGCUGGUGGGAGGACUGGACAUUGUGAAGGAGCUGGCUGAGUCUGGAGAGCUGGAGAACACCUGCCCGAAAGCCGUCACCUUGGAGCACCGUCUCAAGACCAUCAUCAACCAGAGCCCAGUCAUGCUCUUCAUGAAGGGGAACAAGGAGGGCGCAAGAUGCGGCUUCAGCAGGCAGACACUGGAGAUUUUGAACGAAACCGGAGUAGAUUAUGACACGUUUGAUAUCCUGCAGGAUGAAGAGGUGCGUCAGGGGCUCAAGACCUAUUCUAACUGGCCAACCUACCCACAGCUGUACGUGAAAGGAGACCUGAUAGGAGGAUUGGACAUAAUCAAGGAGCUGAAGGGGAGUGGAGACCUCGUGUCAGUGCUGAAGGGGGAGUAGGUGAAAUUGCCAAGCCAUCAGAGAGGGGAAAAGAAGCUACUGCACAUGCUCAGACAAGCCCUGUGUCCCUGAUCUAACAUGAGGGCCAGGAGGUGAAAUAUUAGAUUUAAUAAACAAACUGUUCCACAUACAGUACUGUGCAAAAGUCUUAGGCCACCGUAGUUUUUUUGUUUUGGCAAAGAAGUAAUGAGGAUAUAUAUUCAUUUCUUAGUGUUUUUCGUACGCACAACGCACUAAAACACCAAAAACUCAUAAAUAAAAUUCUUCAGACUAAAGUCAAUAUUUAGUGUGAAACAUGGAAUUAUACAGCUACAACAAAAGAUAGCUCAAACAUC